UUUUCACCCACAAUGAAAUCCGACUUUAAAUUUUCCAACUUGUUGGGGACCGUGUACCGCCAAGGUAACCUUGUGUUCACGCAGGACGGAACGGUGUUGCUCUCGCCCGUAGGAAACAGGGUGUCCGUCUUCGACUUGACCAACAACAAGUCCUUCACCUUCCCAUACGAGCACCGCAAAAACAUUCUGCGCAUUGCGUUGAACAAACAGGGCUCAUUGUUGUUGUCUGUGGACGAAGACGGAAGGGCUAUUUUGGUCAAUUUCCGCGCCAGAACCGUGUUACACCACUUCAACUUUAAGGAUGCCGUAUUGGACUUACAGUUCUCGCCGGACGGCACCCACUUUGCCGUCGCGUGCAGCCGCUUUAUCCAGGUCUGGAAGACGCCGGACUUGACGGAGGACCGUCAAUUUGCGCCGUUUGUGCGUCACCGUGUCUACGCAGGUCACUACAGCGACGUGACGUCCGUGACCUGGUCCCAGGAUUCGCGCUUCUUCAUCUCCACCUCCAAGGACAUGACCUCGCGCCUCUUCUCGUUGCACUCCGAGGAGAAGUCUGUGGCAAUGACCUUGGCUGGACACCGUGACUACGUCAUCAAGGCAUUCUUCAACGAGGCCCAGGACACUAUCUACACGCUCAGCAAGGACGGGGCGUUGUUCAGAUGGGAGUACACCGAAAAGCCGACCGAUGAAAGUGAGGAUGAGAGCGAGGAGGAAGACGAGUCCAGGAUGAGCUGGAGGAUCGUGGCAAAGAACUUUUUCUUCUCCGAGGCAAAGGUCAAGACCGCCACGUUCCACGCCAAGACCAACAUGUUGAUUGUUGGUUUCACCAACGGUGAGUUCCGCCUCUACGAGCUCCCGACCUUUACAUUAAUCCAGCAGUUGAGUAUGGGCCAGAAUGAGGUCAACACCAUCAGCAUCAACGCCACGGGAGAGUGGAUCGCAUUCGGGUCGAGCAAGGUUGGCCAAUUGUUGGUUUACGAAUGGCAAUCCGAGUCGUACAUUCUCAAGCAACAGGGCCACUUCGACUCGAUGAAUGCGUUGGCAUAUUCGCCAGACGGCUCGAGGAUCGUCACGGCCUCUGACGAUGGGAAGAUCAAAAUCUGGGACGUAGUCUCUGGCUUCUGCCUCAACACCUUCUCCGAGCACACGUCUGCGGUGACGGCGGUUCUGUUUGCUAAGAAGGGUCUGGUGAUGUUCUCUGCCUCCUUAGAUGGGACUAUCAGAGCCUACGACUUGGUUAGGUACCGUAACUUCAGAACCUUCACCGCCACCGAGCGUGUCAAGUUCAACUCUUUGGCGGUCGACCCGAGUGGGGAGGUUGUCUGUGCUGGUUCUGAGGACACCUUCGAGAUUUACGUCUGGUCUGUACAGACGGCACAGUUGCUCGACACGUUAUCCGGGCAUGAGGCGCCAAUCUCGUGCCUCGCUUUCGGCAGUGAAAACUCCGUGUUGGCAAGUGCCUCGUGGGAUAAGACGAUCCGUGUGUGGAGCAUUUUCGGUAGAUCGCAGCACGUGGAGCCGUUCAACAUAUACUCAGACGUUUUGGCGAUUGCAAUGAGACCGGACUCGAAGGAGGUUGCUGUGUCUACCUUGAGCGGCCAGCUCCAGUUCUGGGACAUUGAAAACGCCAAGCAGGUCAAUGCCAUCGACUGCCGCAGAGACAUCUUGCGUGGGCGGUACCAGGAGGAUGGCUUUACGGCCAAGAACUCCAGCAGAGGUAAGAACUUUAACACCAUCUGCUACAGCUUUGACGGGUUGUCCUUGGUGGCGGCCGGUAUCAAUAAUUCUAUCUGCCUUUACGAUAUCCGCAACGAGGUGAUGUUGAAGCGUUUCACCGUGUCGCAAAACAUGCAGUUGAGCGGGACCUUGGAGUUGCUCAACUCCAAAAACAUGACUGAAGGUGGCCCGUUGGACUUGAUAGACCGCGACGGUGAGCACUCAGACUUGGAAGACCGUAUUGACACAACCUUGCCGGGCUCCCACCGCGGUGACCCGUCGGCCAGAAAGACCCGUCCAGAAGUCAGAGUCAUGGCGAUCCAGUUCUCUCCUACUGCCGCCUCAUUUGCUGCCGCCUCUACCGAGGGGUUGUUGAUCUACUCGGUUGAUAGCAGCGUGGUGUUUGAUCCGUUCGACUUGGACGUCGACGUCACGCCAAUGGCCACCCUCGAGUGCCUCAAGGGCAAGGAGUACCUCAACGCACUCGUCAUGGCCUUCAGAUUGAACGAGCAGUACUUGAUACACCAGGUAUACGAGAGUAUUCCGAUUAUAGACAUUGCCUUGGUCGCUCUGGACCUCCCAGUCGUGUACGUUGACCGCUGCUUGAGAUUCGUCGCCCUGUUGGCAAUGGACUCGCCGCACAUCGAGUUCAACUUGUUGUGGAUCAAAUCGUUGGUUACUGCACAUGGUAAGUACAUUAACAGGAACAAGGCCGAGUUUGCCGGUGCCUUGAGAUCCAUCCAGAGAUUCAUCGCCAGGAUCGCCAAGGAUGUUGUUACGGUUUCCAAGCGCAACGGCUACUUGUACUACUUUCUCAAGUCGUCUUAUGACAUCGAGGCUGAUGCCAGCGACAGCAACAUGCUUGAGGAUGUGGAAAGUGACGAGGAGAUCGAAGAAGAAAGUAGCGACGAAGAAGGCUGGUUCGGGCCGGAAGGUAAGCAGCCAAGGUCAUCGUUCGCUGCCGACUCCGACUCGGAAUAAUGUAUCUGCCAAGUGCCUGUAUAAUAAAAUAAGCAUAAGAAACACAAGGUAGG
Messenger RNA from Babjeviella inositovora NRRL Y-12698, 2750 nucleotides. It is a transcript of the gene PWP2, whose product is annotated as snoRNA-binding rRNA-processing protein. Gene Ontology annotation, molecular function: protein binding. NCBI's taxonomy places the organism in Eukaryota, Fungi, Ascomycota, Pichiomycetes, Serinales. Gene Ontology annotation, biological process: ribosomal small subunit assembly; maturation of SSU-rRNA from tricistronic rRNA transcript (SSU-rRNA, 5.8S rRNA, LSU-rRNA). The record is from RefSeq and is a predicted model, not a curated record. Gene Ontology annotation, cellular component: small-subunit processome; Pwp2p-containing subcomplex of 90S preribosome. Bases 13 to 2697 code for a protein of 894 amino acids. The transcript has a single exon.